Molecule: messenger RNA, 1018 nt
Organism: Dicrocoelium dendriticum
Lineage: Eukaryota; Metazoa; Platyhelminthes; Trematoda; Plagiorchiida; Dicrocoeliidae
Source: the annotation of a GenBank genome assembly
GCUGCUAAUCGAAUGAUCACCGAAGUGACGCAGCAACAGUGAAAUGAGCGUUGAUAACGCUAUACGUCUACUUAGGAACUGCCCUCGCGUAUCCCUCGUCAACGUGGUCGACCUACCACGAAGUGUCCCAUCGCGUUAUGGGGGAUUAAAGAGAAAGAAGCGCGGACUUGGUCACCGUGGAAUGAGUCAGUUCCAAGCCUGGAUGCCUCUUGGCCAGCUUAAUCAGAAGAUGCCCUUUUAUUUGAGUGUGCCAAAGGAGCCAUAUAAUCAUAAUGUUGCUUUUCAAAGACCACUUCAGCGCGUGUCUCUGCUGGAAAUUCAACGAAUGAUCGAUCUCGAUCGCAUCAAUCCACUUGAACCGAUUGAUCUAACUACUAUAUGUAACACGAGACUUCACAGGCUUGAUCCAGAGCACGAACGCCAUUACGGUUUUCAUCUAGUUGAUGAAGGUAUUGACUCCUUCGUCACACCUGUCAAUAUUGAAGUACAGUAUGCCAGCGAAGAUGUGAUAGCAGCUGUGGAACGCGUUGGCGGGGUAAUAACCACGAGAUUUUACGAUCUAUUUUCUGUGUGGGCCAAGUCGGAUCCGAUAGCAUUCUUCAACCGCGCCAUUCCACUACCAAAAGCCAAGUUACCUCCACCUAAUGCGGUGCCGUACUAUGCGGACGCCAGAAAUCGAGGUUACCUUUCGAAGCCGGAGGAAAUUAUUGCUGCUCGAAAGUGGUUGGCGCAGAAAUAUGGCUAUAAUCCGGUGAACUUUGCCGAACUACCUGAGCACACUCGCCGUCUUAUGGAGAUACAAAAAGGUCCGCGGCAAAUAUUCUAUGGACUUCAUCCUGGAUGGCUUGUUAGCUUAGCCGAUGAACUGGUGCUGAAGCCAACCACAAAAGAGCUGGAAUAGUUGUCCUCUUGGCACUUUGUUCGUAAUGCAAGUCGCAUCGGUUCGCUUGGUCACUACUUGUAUAUUUGGGCCAGAGAAAUAUGAAGCUGAUCUGAAAUAUAAAGAUGUACCGCCUUC